Messenger RNA from Misgurnus anguillicaudatus (oriental weatherfish), 3888 nucleotides. Lineage: Eukaryota; Metazoa; Chordata; Actinopteri; Cypriniformes; Cobitidae. The record is from RefSeq and is a predicted model, not a curated record.
GACAUCCUGUUCAUUUUUAUUUUUUCAAGUGUGCAGGUGCAUCAACUCGCAGUACUUGAACAUUUAAUAAAUAUGAAGGGUCUGUUUGUAUUGCUGCUAGCUCAGGUAAGUGUGCAGCUUCAUUGUGAUAAAACAAUGAUUGACACCACAAUUGGAAGCACAUUCACUAUUGUCUGCACCUACAAAACAAACCAGUUUAGAUUUAAUAAGAAGUACUGGUGUGUUGGAGACUCAAGAGCCUCAUGUGAGGUGCUGAUGGACACAGAUGGAUUUAUUCUGCCUAACUACAGAAAUCGGGCUCAGAUCGUUGAUGCCGUUUCUAGAGGAUUGAUUGUUCUUGUUAAAGAUUUACAGCUGGAUGAUACUGGAAUCUAUUGGGUCGGUAUUGACAAAAUCUAUGCUGAUAUAACGUUCAGGAUCCAAGUUACUGUAAGAAACGAAGCUGUAAUGAAACCAGACGUGUGGCCUCUCAGUUCCCUCGAGAUGACAUGUUGGGGACAACCUGUUACGUUUCGUUGUAGGAGUAAGAAAGGAACGGAUGUGCAGUACACCUGGUACAGAGUUGGACAUCCCAACAACAUUGUCCUGGAUCAAACUCCUGAUUUCCAGUUCCACUGUUUAGACAGCACUGAAAACGAUCAGUUUUUCUGCUCUGCUUAUAAUGAUGUCAGCAAUCAGAACAGUGAAUGGAUUUCUGUGCAAAAUCUGCAGCCUGCAAACAUCGGCUGUAUGUAUCUCAUCACAUCAAAGAUUCUCAGUAGUUAUGAGUGUAUUAGAAGCACAACAUCACCCUCAACGACUAUCCAAGAGAAACACUGGAGCUCCACAACAGCCUCUUACUCCGGAAGUCAAAAUCAAACAAUGUUUGUUAAUCAAACCUGCUUGACGGAAAGCUGUUUUUUAUGGUCUGGUUUGCCACUGUGGUAUGAGUGUCUUCGUUGGGUUCUCUGUUCAGUUAUGAUCACUGCCGUAUGUGUAGUGCACAUCUGCACAAAAUCAAGAUCCAGAAGGCUCAGGGUUCAGGACAAACACCAUAAAGAAAUCUGACUCAGAACCAUGAUCUGGGCUUCCUUAUGGUUGUCUCUGUAUGGACUGCAUGUACAUAAACUGUAAACUGUUUCUGUAGAAAUUACAGUAUUACUGGGUAUUACUGCCAACUAGCUGCCAGUAACUUACUGUAGGUUUUGCUGAGUCCCAAUUCGCCUACUUAUACUACGACCUAAAAGUAUGUACUGGUUUUGUGAGGAAAAGCAAAAGAGUAUGCACUAGUUGCCUAGUUUGGUGGUUUUCAAACUGGGGGCCGCAAGUUGGUGCCAGGGGGGCCCCAGUUUUAUGACAUUUUAUGAAUUAAUCAUGAAUUCUGUGUAAUAAACCCUAAAAAAAUAAGGCUACUAACCAAAAACACUACUUUUUUGUAUAAUUUAAUUUUUUGUUUUUUUUUUAAUUAAAAUGUUGAGUUUUAGAACAGUUUUUUGUCACAAAUUUUCUUUGGGGGGCCGCGAAGGAAUGCACCGUACACAAGGGGGGCAGCACUCAAACAAAAGUUUGGGAAUCACUGGCCUAGUUAAGCACACCACGACUGUUAACAAUAUUUCAUUCAUUCUUAUAACUUAUGUCGAAUAUAAUUUUAUUAACUAUUCCCAUCGUUUUUUGUCAUCGUUUUUUUUCACAAUACAUUUUACAAUGUGUUGUACCAAGUUGGGAGUGAAGCAGAGCGUCAUUAGAACCAAACGCAGGACGUUUGUGAGGCGGCUGGUUCUGGCAUUCAUGUCAAUGUUUGUAACAAUAGCUACUUAUUUUAAAGUCAAAAUAUUUAAAGUUUAUAGUAUAACUAUUGUUUAACGUAUUUUGUACUUAAUUUUAUACGUAUGUAUAUAACUCAAAAAUACCCAGAUGAAAAUGAACCAUGCUUUUUCUAUAGUAAAAGUUUUGUAACCAUGUUUCUUUCGUUGGACUAAUAAAGUUAACCUUUGUACAGCCACAGUAUUACUACAAAUACGCAAGAGGGUCAGUGUGGUUAAACUCCUCCCUCCCGCACGCAAUGGGUUGUGGGCAAUAUUAGCCGUUAGAGUGUGCAUUGAUCUGCACUUCAAAUUCUAACCGGAAAUAGUAGACCAUCCGUGUAUCUUUGGGAUACUCAUUUCAACAUACUACGAUUUGGGACGUACUAAUUCUUGUUUCGAAUACUAUUUAGGACAGAUAAUAUGCGAAUUGGGACUCAGCUUUUGUCUUUACAGAGUAAAACUAAAACAGCAUCAAGCAAAACAUUAUGGGAAACAAAAUCUGAAGCAAAAAACAGAAAAAGGUUGAUGAUGAUUUCUGGUUUCCAGAAUGCUUUGCAUGAGGCUGUUAUUGUAUAGUUUUAUUCUGUAAAGAUAAAGACUUGUUAUAAUUUAACUUUGAACAAACUCUUGCCAGUAAAUAAAAUAAAUUUAAAUCUACGGUAAAUUACCGGCAACCCAGCUGCAAUAACAUUGUAAUUUCUACAGAAUUUUUUUACAGUGCAUAAUUACAGCAUUUUUACAGUUGCUAUUUUACAGGUGUUAGACUUCAGGUGUUAAACGAAAUUACAGGCACACAUAAGGUCAUUCACACUAUAGAAGCAUCACUUUGUUACAUAUCAUCAUCAUCAUCACAUUGUUUAUGUUUUACUAAAAAACAGAAAAGUUUUGCAUGAAAACUAUAUCAUUUCUUUUGUAACUCUAAACAAAUAUCAGACUAUACUUGAGGAGCAAUAGUUUGAACCGGAAAGUGAGUGUUUAAGACGGUCCAAAAUGCCACUGAAAGCCACAAUAUGUUCAACCUUACAUCCUGUUUCAUUUUAAACAACUUGUUGUGGUGCACACAACAUCAACACAUGCAUGUAUACAAAAAACAUUAAGAUGUCCGUUCUACAGCAACUGACAUAUUUGAUGUAUUCCUAUGUAGAAAAUGUUUUUUCCUGUUUAUCUGUAUUUAUUUACAUUGUUUCUUUGAAAUGUACUCAGUAAUUCUCUUUUUAAAAGAUACAGAUGUAUUUCUAUAUGUGAAUUAUAUAGUUAAGAGGCUACACCCAAUGUAUUCUUUUCAAAAAAUUCAGGACCGGAUUUAAUUAAUCAUACCACGGUUACCACAAACAUUGCCCUGGUGGUUAUUUUAAGUAAUUUUGGCAGAUUAGGUGUUUACAGAAAAAUACCCAUGGAACAUUUCUAAACCAAUCAGAAUAAAGCAUUCAACAGUACUGAGGUUAUUUAAACGUUAUUAAAAGGGUUACAAUUUAUUCCCAUGACCUUUAUUAACAGUAGUAUUAAUAAGCUUACUAAAAUUAACAUAAAAAUAACAUAUUCAUUUAAAUUACAUACAACGAUAUCUUACAAUUUUAAAAUGCUAAAAUACUUUAAACUAAUGUAAAAUAAUGGCAUUGUAAUAUAUAUUAUAUAAUAUAUAAUUUCUAUAUAAUAUAUAAUAAUAUUUUAUUUUCAGAAUAAUGUGCACUGCACAAUAGACUAAUGGAUUUACCAUGGAGUUUACUAUUUCUGCGUCACUAGUGCCAUCUAAUGGACCUUUUCUGAGAAGGAAAUUUAGAAACUGUGAAAAUUCUCAUAGACUACAUACCGUACAGUGCCUGAAACAGAUUCUGUUGUUAUAGUUAGCGGUAGUUAGCCUACAUUUUACCUCUAUAAAGAAACUGCAACCUGAAUCUGAAACCGAGGUGGUAAAAAAGUAUUGGGUACUACGUACUGCACCCAAUAGAAAAGCUCCCAAAAGUAAACUGAACCAAACCAAACUGUGGGAUAGGCUACUAUGGAAUGGAAAAGCACCAAAACAGAAAAGUUAUGCUAUCGUAGACCAGUGCAUUUGACACAACACUAAUAUACAUCAUGUUCUGGAGAACAUCUAACUACCUGU